Molecule: messenger RNA, 798 nt
Organism: Sporisorium graminicola
Lineage: Eukaryota; Fungi; Basidiomycota; Ustilaginomycetes; Ustilaginales; Ustilaginaceae
Exons: 1
Coding region: 1-798 (265 amino acids)
Biological process (GO): activation of GTPase activity
Molecular function (GO): GTPase activator activity
Source: RefSeq, a predicted model, not a curated record
AUGCAGGAUCCCAACCCGCACACUGCCAGGCUGGGCGACAUUCUGCUCACCUACGGUGUGUGGGAAGCGGAUCAAGCGCGCACCGCAUCCUCAGAAGCAGAUGCGACGGCGACUGGGGCAGGGUUGCUGGCGGGUUACGUGCAAGGCAUGUCAGACCUCUGCUCGCCGCUCUACAUCAUGUGCCAAGGCGACGAAGUACGCACAUUCUGGUGUUUUGUUGGCCUCAUGGAACGCACCAAGUCCAACUUUUACCGCGAUCAAUCCGGGAUGAAGACGCAACUCGUGCUCCUGCAAAAGCUCAUCUCCAUCAUGGGUCCCGCACUGUACACGCAUCUGGAACGCACCGACUCGCUCAACCUGUUUUUCUGCUUCCGCUGGCUGCUCGUGCGCUUCAAGCGCGAAUUCACUUUCGACGAGACGCUCGCACUCUGGGAGGCAUGCUGGGCCGCCGAACCGCAUCGCACAGGUGCGGUAGAGGGAGAGUGGGGCCUGAGUGCAAGCUUCCACCUCUUCUGCGCGCUCGCGCUGCUCGAGCUGCACCGCGACUACCUCAUCCGCUACCUGCAGCACUUUGACGAGAUCUUGCAGUACUUCAACUCGCUCACGGGUGAAUUCAACGCCAAUGCGGUCAUCAACAAGGCCGAAGUGCUGGCGAAGAGUUUUGCAGAGAUCGUUUCGCACAGCCGAAGCCAGGGCGGCAAAAGAGAGGCGCCAGAGGAGGAGGGCAAGGGGAAGGAACAGGAGCAGAGAGACUUCUUGCACAUCUUGUCGUCCGACGAGCUGCGGUUCUUGCUCUAG